ACUCUCUACAGAGAGAGAGAGCGAGAUAGAUAGAGAUGGCAACGAUGAUGAUGCAUCAUCGUUUUCAAAUCUUGAGGAAUUCAUCUCCAAUCCUCAGUUAUUCGUUAUUACCAAAAUACCCUUCUUCUUCUUCCUUCUUUCGCCGUACUCCUCCUUGCUCUUACAAGAAUCAUCAUCAUCAUCAACUCAAGUUCUUCUCCAAUCGCCAGUUCUCCACCUCCACUACCCCUCUGUUCUGCUCCAAAUCUUCUUCAGACCUAAUUUCCGAGGUUGUGGUGCAGAACAAGACGUCUAUAGUUGGGGACUUGCUGGAUUAUCUGAACGAGUCAUGGACUCAUUUCCAUGCUACUGCUGAAGCAAAGAAACAGCUAUUAGCUGCUGGGUUUCAUUUGCUAAAUGAGAGUGAGGAAUGGGACCUUAAACCUGGUGGUCGUUACUUCUUUACUCGGAAUAUGUCUUGUUUGGUUGCAUUUGCGGUCGGAGAAAAAUACACUGCAGGUAAUGGUUUUCAUGCAAUUGCUGCUCACACUGAUAGCCCGUGUCUGAAACUGAAGCCCAAGUCUGCAUCGUUGAAAUCGGGAUAUCUUAUGGUCAAUGUACAAACUUAUGGAGGUGGUUUAUGGCAUACAUGGUUUGAUAGGGAUUUAAGUGUCGCUGGAAGGGUUAUAGUCAAAGCUGGUGAUGGGUCCUACGAGCAGAAGCUUGUGAAAGUUAAGAGGCCUUUGUUACGAGUUCCAACAUUAGCUAUCCAUCUUGACAACACAGUAAACAAGGAUGGGUUCAAAAUAAACCUAGAGACUCAGCUCAUUCCACUUCUUGCAACAAAGUUGGAGGAGCCAUCUACGGAGUCCAAGGAUAAGGCAAAAGUGUAUCAUCAUCCACUGCUAAUGCAGAUUUUGUCAGAUGAGCUGGGCUGUGGAGUUGAAGAAAUCUUAGGCAUGGAGUUGAAUGUUUGUGAUACCCAGCCCAGCUGCCUUGGAGGUGGAAACGAUGAAUUUAUUUUUUCUGGUAGACUGGACAACCUUGCUUCAAGUUUUUGUGCAUUGAGAGCUCUAGUUGAUUCUUGCGUGUCACCUGGAUCUUUGGCAAGUGAACAGGCUAUCCGGAUGGUUGCUUUAUUUGAUAAUGAAGAGGUGGGAUCUAAUUCAGCACAAGGAGCUGGUGCACCUACAAUGUUUCAGGCCAUGAGACGUAUAGUUGGUUGCUUGGGUAACGAGUGUGCGCGUGAGGGCGUUUUUGAGCGUGCACUUCAUCGAUCUUUCCUCGUUUCUGCUGACAUGGCUCAUGGGGUUCACCCAAAUUUUGCUGAUAAACAUGAAGAAAACCACCGGCCAGAAUUACACAAGGGGCUUGUCAUCAAACACAACGCAAAUCAACGCUACGCCACCAGUGGAAUAACAGCUUUUCUAUUCAAAGAAGUUGCUAAGAUGCAAAACCUUCCUACCCAGGAAUUUGUGGUGAGGAACGACAUGGGAUGCGGCUCAACUAUUGGCCCCAUACUUGCUUCAGGGGUUGGCAUCCGUACUGUAGAUUGUGGUAUUCCACAGCUUUCGAUGCACAGUGUAAGAGAAGUAUGUGGAAAAGAAGAUGUUGAUAUUGCUUACAAGCAUUUCAAAGCAUUUUACCAGACAUUUUCUAGCAUCGACAAGAAGCUAAGCGUCGAUUAAUUCCCUGGUUCUUCUUUUUAAAUCUUUCAACCAUUUUUAGUGUUCUUGAUUAAUUAAAAAGACUACAUAAAACACUUCAUAUUUCAUUUCUAUGUCUUCUUCUUAGAUAACAUCUUUGUAGGUCAGCUUAACUUGAUGAUUACAUUAACAACCCCCC
Messenger RNA from Papaver somniferum (opium poppy), 1824 nucleotides. RefSeq names its product probable aspartyl aminopeptidase. The transcript is spliced from 9 exons. Gene Ontology annotation, molecular function: zinc ion binding; aminopeptidase activity. The coding region runs from base 36 to 1667 and encodes 543 amino acids. Gene Ontology annotation, biological process: proteolysis. Lineage: Eukaryota; Viridiplantae; Streptophyta; Magnoliopsida; Ranunculales; Papaveraceae. The record is from RefSeq and is a predicted model, not a curated record.